AUGAAAGACCGCAUAAUACACUGGUUAGUUAUACCAAUAGUCUCAGUGUUGGUGUGGAUGCAAUUUUCAACACAUUUUGCCAAAAUCAAUAUACUGUGGGUUCCUCUAAAUAGUCACAUCCCUCAUGUCAAUUCGCUUAAAAAUAACACUCAUUUAGAUCUUCGAUCGUUUUUACGCUCUCACAAUGGAGAGUUCCCCGUAAUUAUGGAAAGAGAUGUAGAUACACAUAGGGAGAAUGCUGCAUUCAUGGUGCUUUGUAGAAAUGAAGAUUUAUACUCCCUUACUGAAACCAUUCAAAAUGUGCAAGAUCGAUUCAAUUCCAAAUUUCUGUAUGAUUGGGUAUUUCUAAACGAUGUUGAGUUUACCGAAGACUUCAUGUACAAUGUUUUAACGUUAAUUCCUCUGGGAAGUGUGAAAUUUGGAAAAAUACCACAAGAGGAGUGGUCAAUUCCAGAUUGGAUAAAUCAGACAUUAGCGAGAGAGAACUGGGACAUAUAUGAACAACAGAAUAUGAUAUAUGGCAAAAGUGAAUCCUAUAGAAACAUGUGCAGAUAUUUCCUGGGGUUCUUCUAUAACCAUCCUUUAAUGGCGACAUACCAAUACUAUUGGAGGAUUGAGCCAGGCGUCAAAUAUUAUUGUGAUAUAGAUUACGAUGUGUUUCAGUUCAUGCAACAGAACGAAAUACUGUACGGAUUUACUAUUUCCAUGUUUGAGUAUGCAGAUACAAUCCCAAGCUUAUGGCUGCUGUUUAAUGAAUUUAUGGACGUUAAUGAUUAUGAAAGAGGUGAUCUAAUUGAUUUUGUUCAAAACGAUGAUAAGGAUAAGACGUACAAUUUAUGUCAUUUCUGGACCAAUUUUGAAAUAGCAGAUUUAAGAAUCUUUCAGAACUCAAAAUAUCAGCAAUUCUUCCAGUACUUAGAUCAAUUAGGUGGGUUUUACUAUGAGAGGUGGGGGGAUGCCCCGGUGCACUCAUUGUUCAUUCUGAGUUUUCUCAAUGCGGAUGAAGUUUGGUGGUUUGGAGAUAUUGGUUACUACCAUGCACCGUACUUACAAUGUCCUAGAGAUACAUCGGUUCGCUCAAAGGGUAAGUGCUCUUGCAAUCCUGAAAAGGACUUUCUGUCUGAUAGGCUUAGCUGCACCAAUCUUUUAUUAGCAAUCAAGAAUAUGACAACGGCGUCAUAA
Messenger RNA from Dujonia railenensis, 1182 nucleotides. The record is from the annotation of a GenBank genome assembly. Lineage: Eukaryota; Fungi; Ascomycota; Pichiomycetes; Serinales; Debaryomycetaceae.